Aspergillus bombycis is the source of this 1986-nucleotide messenger RNA. Its product is annotated as HET domain-containing protein. The coding region runs from base 1 to 1986 and encodes 661 amino acids. The transcript has 3 exons. Lineage: Eukaryota; Fungi; Ascomycota; Eurotiomycetes; Eurotiales; Aspergillaceae. The record is from RefSeq and is a predicted model, not a curated record.
AUGUGGCAGAGGGUUCUUGGUCACUCACACGUUGGUGGUUCCUUGGGCAUGGCCCAAUACACCUAUCGCCCUCUCGCCAAGGGCUCCAACAAGAUUCGCCUCCUCCGUUUAUUACCGCAUGAGAAUAAGGCUGCCCGUGUGGAAUGCGAACUCAUCGAAUAUACUCUGACAGAUUCCGUGGGACAACAUCCAUAUGAAGCCCUAUCCUAUGUAUGGGGCAAGGGAGGCGAGCCACAAACUAUAUCCAUAGGCAGUAGACCUUUUCAUGUCACUGGGAACCUCCAUACAGUGCUACUGCGUCUAAGGAACCAUAGUGUGGCACGUCUGUUAUGGAUUGAUGCCAUCUGUAUCAAUCAAAAAGACGACCAGGAGAAAUCCCACCAAAUCCAGCUGAUGCGAACAAUCUACGGUGAAGCUUGGAGAGUCAUAGUUUGGCUGGGAGAGGAGGCGGAUCAAAGCAGUGACGCACUGGCAGCCAUACGCAAAGCCGCAGAAGAUGCUUCUUUAGACCCCGUGUCUAAAAGCUACUAUCGUGAUAGAUCAGACAGUGAGAAGUAUAUUCCGUCCUCGCUGGCGCUGGUGCAACGCCCCUGGUUUCAACGAAUUUGGGUACUCCAGGAGGUGGCGCUGGCCCGGGACAUUGUAGUCAUGUGUGGCUCUGUGGAGAUGAAUGGUUACGCGUUUAUCUCGGGCUUGCAGAGCUUAGAAGUUCUUCGCACAGCCCACCCGAGGCUCCAAGGCUUGGUGCAGUCAGCGUAUCACCUGAUUAAAGAUGCAGUCUUCCGGCCUAGUUAUCGAUUCAACACACGCGGCACACUGUCCAUAGGUGAGCUGAUUGAUAUGUAUCAUUCACGCCAUGCCUCCUGCUUGCAUGAUAAAGUAUACGCGUUGCUCGGCAUGUGUUCCGAUGACCCCGACACAGAGGCUCUGAGGCCAGAUUACAAGCUCCCGUGGAAUAAGGUCUUCGAGCGCGUGAUCAAAUAUAUUAUCUCGCCAGAUAUUUCCGUCAAGACGUGGCCUGACCGAGAAGCAGCAAUUAUUAGAGGGAAGGGCUAUGUGCUGGGGAUUAUCAAGUCGGUCACAAUGCCUGGCUCACGAUAUGACAGACAGGAGGUGAAAGUUCUAUUCCGCGAUACAGUAGAGACACUGUACCAAUACAUGAAUUCCGGUGUACAGUGGCUGCUCCAAACCCCGGCGGAGCCGAUUCGCGCGGGUGACAUUGUCUGCCUGCUUAAGGGGGCUUCGGCUCCAACUAUUGUAAGGAUAUCGAAUAGUGGACUAAAAAUUAUUAUGAGCAGCGUGGUUCCACGACACAAAGCUACACAUGAUACGAGGGGAUGGGUUCCACAAGGGACUCCUUCGGAAGCGAGCGUUCUUCACGACCUCGUUCUCCAGUGGGACUGGGCUCCUACACUGGACGGUCUGCAAGUAAAGAAUCGAGCAACAGUUCCGCGGGAGUCACAUAACUCACAACCCUCGAAUGCGAGAUUUCACCAUGAGCAUGGCCCACCUAAUCUCACUGUCUUGCAUGAUAUCCUUACAAUAGCCGUUCCGUCUAAGUAUAAUGUGUUGACGUCCGACUUCUGCGGCAUUGGCAGAGCACCAGAUGGCGCUUCAGCAAUGAAAGCUCUGUUGAAUCAAGCGGGCAAUAUUCUACCUAUCACGGAAGACAUAGUUAGGAGAGUGGCAGACCAUCCCGAGCUAAGCGCUGAUUUGCUAGAGGUCCUUUUUGAGCAUAAGGGGAACACCCUCCCCAUUACAGAACAAGUUGUCAGAGCUGCGGCAGGGAAUCCUGAUGGGCAAGAUGCGGUGAUACUUCUUUUCAAGCAACGGGGGGACAGCCUUCCCAUCACAGAGGAGGUCGUCAAGGCGGCAGCAGAUAUCAAAAACACACAACUGGGCAUGCACCGCAAUGUCGCCCGCGCAGCCAUUGAUGCAAGAUCGACAACAGUGAUAGCAAGUAUUCUAAACACCAGUUCCCCAUAA